Molecule: messenger RNA, 600 nt
Organism: Chilo suppressalis (striped riceborer)
Lineage: Eukaryota; Metazoa; Arthropoda; Insecta; Lepidoptera; Crambidae
Source: the annotation of a GenBank genome assembly
GAGAACUUCAAAAAAAAAAAGUCAAUUAAUGUGUAGAAGAACCCUAGUAAAAAUAAAAAAAACUGCUUACGUAGUAGAACGUACGGUCACCCACGUCUUAUGUACAGUAUUUUAUGGUUUUAAAAACGUUUUUUAUUCAUUAAAUUUCGUUAAAAGACUAAAAGGUAUAGCGCUCUAAAUACCUACCGGCAAAAUGCCCAAAAAUAAGAAAAAGGCCGAGAGCUCCAGCAGUGAUAGUGAUGAUGGACCCGUUGAUAGAAAUCUUCCACCAGAGAAAAAGGCGAAAAUGAGUUCUAGAACAAAUGACAAAGAACCAACAUGGGUUUUAGAAGGGAAAAAGCUUGUUAAAGUGCGCGAGUUUAAAGGUAAAGUAUAUGUUGAUGUAAGGGAGUUCUAUGAAAAGAAUGGUGAAUUGUUACCAGGAAAAAAAGGAAUAAGUAUGACUCCUGAACAAUGGAGGAAACUGUUAUCACUAGGAGAUGAGAUAAAUGAAACUAUUAGUACUAAGUGUUAAAAGUUAAUGUUGUUUUUGAGAUCAGUUAAUAUAAGAUUGUUUAAUGCAUAUUAAGUAUCUUUAUUGAUAAUAAAACAAAUAUAAUG